Molecule: messenger RNA, 3198 nt
Organism: Rattus norvegicus (Norway rat)
Lineage: Eukaryota; Metazoa; Chordata; Mammalia; Rodentia; Muridae
Source: RefSeq, a predicted model, not a curated record
CGGGCGCGGGGCGGGAGGGGACCGCGGCGGGACACCCGGGCCGGGAGCCCGCGGGCAGCCACCGCAACCUCCUCGCAGGGCCGCCACCACGGGGUCCGGGAUGAGCCUCAUUCGGAAAAGGGGCUUCUACAAGCAGGACAUCAACAAGACUGCCUGGGAGCUGCCCAAGACCUACCUGGCGCCCGCGCACGUCGGCAGCGGGGCCUAUGGCGCGGUGUGGUGAGACCCGGGGACCCCAGGAGGCAGAGGAGCCAAGGGUCACCUCCUCGCUCGGCCAUCGACAAGCGGACAGGGGAGAAGGUGGCCAUCAAGAAGCUGAGCCGGCCCUUCCAGUCGGAGAUCUUUGCCAAGCGCGCUUACCGCGAACUCCUGCUGUUGAAGCACAUGCACCAUGAGAACGUCAUUGGGCUUCUGGAUGUCUACACACCUGCCACUUCCGUUCGAAACUUCCAAGAUUUCUACCUGGUGAUGCCUUUCAUGCAGACCGACCUGCAGAAGAUAAUGGGGAUGGAGUUCAGUGAGGAGAAGGUCCAGUAUUUGGUGUACCAGAUGCUCAAAGGUCUAAAGUACAUCCACUCAGCUGGUAUCGUUCACAGGGACCUGAAGCCAGGCAACCUGGCCGUGAAUGAAGACUGUGAGCUGAAGAUCCUGGACUUUGGGCUGGCACGCCACACGGACGCGGAGAUGACUGGCUAUGUGGUGACCCGCUGGUACCGGGCUCCUGAGGUGAUCCUCAGCUGGAUGCAUUACAACCAGACGGUGGAUAUCUGGUCUGUUGGCUGCAUCAUGGCCGAGAUGCUAACCGGAAAGACACUCUUCAAGGGUAAGGACUACCUGGACCAGCUGACCCAGAUCCUGAAAGUGACUGGGGUGCCAGGUGCCGAGUUCGUGCAGAAGCUGAAAGACAAGGCGGCCAAAUCCUACAUUCAGUCCCUGCCCCAGAGCCCCAAGAAGGAUUUCACACAGCUUUUCCCACGCGCCAGCCCGCAAGCUGUAGACCUGCUGGACAAGAUGCUGGAGCUGGACGUGGACAAGCGUCUGACCGCUGCUCAGGCACUCGCUCACCCCUUCUUUGAACCCUUCCGGGACCCUGAGGAGGAGACAGAGGCCCAGCAGCCAUUUGAUGAUGCCUUAGAGCGGGAGAAACUCAGCGUGGACGAAUGGAAACGUAAGAGAUCCCCCCGUCCUCCCUCCACCUGCCCACCCUCCGGACCUGAGGUGACACACCUGUCCCCAAUAGCUGUCCAUCUCCUUUGGGCUUUUCUCCUUGAGCUGGUUUCCACCGUCUGAGGGUGGGCUCUCCUAGGCGCACCCUAAAGCGCACGCGCUUUCCACAGAACACAUCUACAAAGAGAUCGCCAACUUCAGUCCCAUAGCCCGGAAGGACUCGAGGCGACGAAGUGGGAUGAAGCUGCAGUGACUGCCCGAUCUAACCUGCGGCUGAGCCUGAGACUGUGACAGGGCCAAACUCUCCCUCAGGACCAAUAUUAUUUUGUCACUACUUCUAUCUCAGGGUUUAUAGGAAUGUAGUGUCCUGAGCCGAGGGAAGAAUCUUCCGAUGGCCUAAGGUUCAGGCCUGAGGGAGAAUUCCAGCCUGCUGUUUGGGGGGUGGGGGUGGGGUGUAUUAAAACAAACAUGUGGGUGAUUGCCUGGCUGUGGGGUCCCUUCCUUCCUGGAGGGUUGGGACCAAGGAUAUGUCAGUCAGGCUGAGGGCCUUAUAGGGAAUGACUAGGGUCUGCUUCUGGGGUGGGGGGGGGAGGUGCAGCACAGACCAGGAUGAGGGCUUAAAGAGAUGACUGCCUUUUACCUUUUUGGAGGUCAGAAUAUAUAUAUUCACAUGUAGCCCAGGCUGUCCUCCAUGUAGCCCAGGCUGACCUUGAGUCUUCCUCUUCUCCUUUUUUUUUUCUUUUUUUUCGGAGCUGGGGACCGAACCCAGGGCCUUGCGCUUCCUAGGCAAGCGCUCUACCACUGAGCUAAAUUCCCAACCCCCCUCUUCUCCUUUUUUGAAACAGCAUCUCAUCUGGCUAUGUUGCCCUGGAGCACUGCCUGGCCUGGAACUCAAGAGCUCUACCUGCCUCUGUUUCUGGGUGGUGGGAUUAAAGGCGUGCACCACCAGCCAAAUCCCCCUUUUCUGUUUAUUUUGAGACAGCAUCUCUCUAACUCAGGGUAACCAAAUGCUUGAAAGUCAACCUAUCCUUGGCAGUUCUCGGCUCGUGCCAGCCUGCCCACCACCACACACACACCUGCCAAGGAUGACACUGCUUCCUGUGUACCUUCUCUCAGCUUUUUCUCCGGCUUGGGCUACCCCUGAAAUCCCAGCACUUGGGAAGCAGAAGAUCUCAAGUUGCAGGUCAGAGCAGCCCGGGUUGCACACUGAGAAAGACCCUGUUUCAAAAUGGACCUAAACCAUUUGGAGUUAGGGCCGGGCCAGCACUGUGCAGUCUUACUUAAGUCUGCAGAAACUUUCCAGAUAAACUCACAUCCUGAGGUUCCAGGGGGUUGUGAACCCUGUAGUCGGGGUGGCUGCCGACAAUAGCUUGCUACAGAUGGCGCAGAGGAGGUCACUCCUGAGCCCCUUCCUCUGUCCUCUGUCCUGUUGGGAGCCAAGUGUGUUAGGCCACCGAGCCCCAGGAGCUGCAGGCAGCCGGCUGUUGCUGGCAGGGUCUUUUGGGUACCUGAUAAGCAAUGGAGACUCAAGGAGAAGGGGCGGGAGAGUGAGCGCAGCAGCAGGCAGACAUGGGUAUUUCUUGGCUGAGAUGGCAAAGCUCUGUUCCUCCCAAGCUGCUCAGCGCUAGAAGAAGGAUCUCAGUGUCAGACAGCCAGUGACAUCGUGAUCCCUCCCUCUGCUUUGGUAGAAUGAGUUCAAAUACACAGGCCGGUCUGUGUUUCUGCCUUGGGUUUCUGCCGUCUGCCAUCCCAUGCAAGGAGGAACUGGUUAAAACACAGACUUCCUGCUCUGAACGCGUGAACUGCCCCCUCACCUUAACCCCAGAACGACUAAGUUGUAUUAGUCCGAGUGUAGACGAACCAACCAAGGGAGGGACCUGAUUCCAGGAGUACAUAGUCUCUCGCGGGGCCAAAGUAGAACCCCACUGCUGUGUGUUCCCUCUUCCCUGGGCGGCCUCCCAUAGAAACACAUUGGUCCUGGGGUCCACUGUGAGGCUGACCUCCAAUUAAAGGCAAGUCCUGCAGAAAAGA